GCGACACAUCCGGCCGGUCCCUAUCAAUCGAUCAGAGAGAGGAAGAUGGCGGUGGAUGGAGUUAACGGGGCUGGAUCGAUCACCGAAAAACUCGAUUGGGUUUGUUUUCCCUAGCUGAGCGGAACACUCAAUAUCGCCGCCCGAGCAGCGGUUUGAACCCGGAGUGACGACGCGACCACACGGAGCGCUGCCGGCCUCUUCUAACCCCCCCCCGGCAAGGCUUCGGGGCGAUGGAGUUCCCGUGGCACAGUGGGAAAGUUCUGGAGCAGCUGAAUCGCCAGCGCAGACAGGGCAUGCUGUGUGACUGCACUUUUGUUGUGGACGGGGUGGACUUCAAGGCCCACAAAGCAGUGCUGGCGGCCUGUAGUGUGUACUUCCGCACCCUAUUCCUGGACCAGAAGGAUGUGGUGCACCUGGACAUCAGCAAUGCAGCAGGUUUGGGUCAGGUCCUGGAGUUCAUGUACACGGCCAAGCUGACUUUAAGUCCUCAGAAUGUGGAAGACGUGCUGACCGUUGCUAACUUCCUGCAGAUGCAAGAGAUUGUAAAUGCCUGCUCUGCGUACCAGUCGAUGGCUAAUCCUGCUCCGUCCCUAAUAACACUGGAUUUUGCCGUUGAAGAGAAACAAGGUGACGAGGAGCAUGUGGAGGAACUGGAGAGUGACCUGGCAGAAGUGGCAUCUCAAGCAGAGGAGACUCCCUGCACACCCACGGAAGAGAAAAAGCCCACAAAAAACCAGGAACCCAUCCAGGAGGACAUCCCCACCGAGACGCAACAGACUGUUUCUUGGCCCGAAGCCAGCAGAACCCACUCGGCCCGAGGACGAGUCCCCAAAACCAACUAUGCUCAAAAGAGGAUAUCUGUGAAGGAGGAGGAAAGUGCUGCACCAGAGGCGCCCGGAUUUCAGGAUGACGACCCCUCUGACACUGACUACACUCCCAAAUCGCACCCAAAUUCUGCUGGCAGCUCAUCCUACAUGAGCUCUCGGGGGAGACGAAUCAGAAAACCUCCUCGAAGAAACUUCCCACCUGACAACGACUCAGAGGAAGAAGGCACCUCAAAGUCCAAAGCGCAGAAGAGGGUGGUGGAGCCGGCAGAAGUAGCCAGUGAACUGGAGGACGACUGUGAGGAGACCGGCGACGGGGAAGCCGACGACGAAGAGGGGUCUGGAGAGGAAGAUGACGAGGAAGUCAAUUCGGGCAGCGAAUUAGACUGCGGGCAAACUCUGUCGGCGUCUAUGAGCAGCCGAUCCGAGUCAAAGCCUUACAGCUCUGUGACGCACGAAUGCGAGGACUGUGGGAAGAAAUUCACCCACACUGGCAACUUCAAGCGACACAUGCGUAUUCACACCGGAGAGAAGCCGUUCAGCUGUCGGGAUUGCAACAAAGCGUUCUCUGACCCCGCGGCCUGCAAAGCCCACGAGAAAACGCACAGCCCUUUGAAGCCAUACUGUUGCUCGACUUGUGGGAAGAGCUACCGCCAGAUCAGCCUGCUCAACCUGCACCGCAAGCGGCACACGGGCGAAGCGCGGUACAGCUGCGAAGUGUGCGGCAAGCUCUUCACUACGUCCGGCAACCUGAAGCGCCACCAGCUGGUGCACAGCGGCGAGAAGCCGUACCACUGCGACUACUGCGAUAAGGCUUUCUCCGACCCCACCGCCAAGAUGCGACACCUGGAGACGCACGACACGGAGAAGGGCAACAAGUGUGCGUACUGCGACAAGCGCUUCAACCAGCCGGGAAAUCUGAAGGCUCACUUAAAAAUCCAUAUCACAGACGGGCCUCUCAAGUGCAAGGAAUGUGGCAAACAGUUUACUACUUCAGGAAAUCUGAAGAGACACCUGCGAGUCCACAGCGGGGAGAAACCGUACGUCUGCAUGCACUGCCAGAGAGCUUUCAGUGACCCUGGAGCUCUGCAGCGGCACGAACGCAUCCACACAGGAGAGAAGCCCUGCGUCUGUCUUAUCUGUGGCAAAGCCUUCACGCAGGCCAGCUCGCUCAUCGCCCACGUCCGCCAGCACACCGGAGAGAAGCCCUACGUGUGCGACCGCUGUGGCAAAAGGUUCGUGCAGUCCAGUCAACUGGCCAAUCACAUCCGGCAUCACGACAAUGUCCGGCCGCACAAGUGUCAGAUGUGCAACAAGGCAUUCGUUAACGUGGGAGACCUGUCGAAGCACAUCAUCAUUCACACCGGGGAGAAGCCUUUCCUGUGCGAUAAGUGCGGCAGAGGGUUCAACCGGGUGGACAACCUGCGCUCCCACGUUAAGACCGUCCACCAAGGCAAGGCCGGCAUGAAGCGGCUGGUGAUGGCCGGGGGCAGCGCGGACGAGGGGGCCGAUGGGUGCGCAGGGGCGUCCACCUCUGACAGCGAGAUCAACAUAGUCACCGUCACCACAGAGGACAUCGUCACCCUGGCAACUGAGGCCCUGGCUGCCAGUGCGGUAGCACAGCUGACAGUGGUUCCAGUGGCUGCUUCAGUGUCUGCAGAUGAGACGGAGGCUUUGAAAGCUGAAAUAACCAAGGCGGUAGAGAAAGUGCAUGAAGCAGACCCCAACACUCAGAUCUUGUACGCUUGUGAUUCAUGUGGUGAUAAAUUCUUGGACGCCAGCUCCCUGGCCCAGCACGUACGCAUCCACACAGCUCAGGCCUUGGUCAUGUUUCAGGCCGAUUCUGACUUCUACCAAUACACCACAGCCACCACCGCUGAGGGGGACUCUGCCACAACAUGGCAACCCACCGCUGAACAAGUCAUCCAGGAAGGAGACCUGAUCUUCCGUGCCCAGGUUGGAGAGGGAGAGAUAGUGGGGGAGACGCAAGGAGAAGAGACUGGAGAGGCGAUUAAUGUGGAGGAGAGGGAGGAUCAAGAGAUGGAAGCUCACACUGAGACCCACACGGAGGAAAAUGAUGAAGCUGCAGCGGAGGUAGAGGAGGAAAAACAAGAGGAAAUGGAAUGUGACAGUCAGGCUUAGGAAAUAUGAAGACAUUAAUUGAGUUGAUGAGGCUUCAGAGUUUCAAAAUACCAUGAUGUUAAAAUACAUCUAAACUGGAUUCAUAAUAUACAACACUUUAUACACAAUUUUAUCUCUGAUUGUAUGUUAAAAAAAAUCAUGUGUUUUGCAGUCCUAAUUCCAGAAAAGAGGUCAGAUUAGGUAAAUAUUGUUGAUAAUUGUUCCAGAGAUGUUUAUACUGCGUUGUAUAGUCUGUUUAUUUUUAGAAUGAAAUUCAGGACUUUGCAGUGUCCUUUGUAUUUACAUCACAAUUUACUUAGAGAAAGAUCUGUGUGUUAUUUUUCCAUUUCACUCCGAAUAGAUGUGUACAUUUCCCUUUUAAAGAGUCAAAAUAUUUUAUUGUACUUAGUUGUAAGUAUUUUCAUGAAAAUCGGGGUACUGGAGAUUGAAAUGGGAGGGGAUUGUCACCUCUUUUCAGAAGUGGGAUGUCAUGGAGUUGUAUUCUGGCAAAUACUGUAAAUGAUGUGCUGGUCUAUUAUUUGUAUAUUUGUUGUGUCCUCUAAAAACAGUUGACAACCUAGUCAACAAUUCUCAGUUUCACAUUGAUACUAAGACAGUUGUCUUUCAUGGUUUAUGGUCAUAAUCGUGUAAAGAUGGUUCCUUGUAGCCAAUGGUUUUUAUUUUGUCUGCUAAUAUUUACACCUGCAAGAUGCGCCAGUAGAUCAUACGCUCAGUAACUGCUUCGGCUCACUGGAAGUCAUCAUCUCAUCAAUAAAAAAUCUGCACUGUC
Messenger RNA from Cyclopterus lumpus (lumpfish), 3735 nucleotides. RefSeq names its product zinc finger and BTB domain containing 17 (gene zbtb17). The transcript has 15 exons. Gene Ontology annotation, molecular function: protein binding. Gene Ontology annotation, cellular component: nucleus. Lineage: Eukaryota; Metazoa; Chordata; Actinopteri; Perciformes; Cyclopteridae. The coding region runs from base 231 to 2966 and encodes 911 amino acids. The record is from RefSeq and is a predicted model, not a curated record.